AUUGCAGAUGUGAAAUGUGAGGAAAUCAGUGGCUAUAGUAAAGGAGCAGGAUACAAAUUAGGGCAGAAAUUUCCCAAAGAAACUGACCACGCCUGGAACAUGGUGUAUCUGGAUGGCAGUUGGCAUCUACUGGACAGCACAUGGGGAGCCGGCCAUGCAGAUGACAAUAUAGACAAUUUUACAUUCUGUUAUAAUGAAUACUACUUCCUGACCCACCCUGCCCUAUUUAUUGGAGAUCACUAUCCAGAAAAAGAGGUAUGUCAGCUACUGGAACCCACAGUGUCUAAAAAGCAUUUUGAAGAGCAUGCUCACCUCCGAAGCAGUUUUUAUGACAACGGACUUGUUUUCUGUCACCCAGAAACAGGGAUUAUUGAAACUGUGAAAGGAAAAGUCUCCAUUACCAUUGAAGCUCAUCAUGGUACGCUCUUUUUAUUUUCACUGGACGGUAAUAAGAGUAAUGGAGUUAUGAAAUUGCUAAACUGCGGGAUGAAGCUUGAUGUUUAUCCCCAGGAAACUGGACAACAUGAGCUUCAGCUUUUCGCCAAGAAACAGGAGAAUGAAGGUUACAACAUGGCUCUGGAUUACAGAAUAGAUUGUAAGUCCAUUGACAAAAACAUGAAGAUCCCUGGAUGUCUUCAUAACCCCACUGGUUCAAGUUGGGUGACUGAGGCGUCUGGACUAGUUCAGCCCUCCCAUCCCGAGCCCAUCAUUUAUACUGAAGAUGGCUGUUGUAGCAUUUGUUUUGUUCUGAAAAAAGACUUACGUUUUCUUUGUUCCUUACACUCUGAUGAAGUAAAAAUAUCACCAGAGAGAGAAGACAGAUCCAUCUUUAUAACACAGGCAGAGGACAAAGUGGAAAUGAGAGUUCGUGUUCCCCAAUCAGGAACCUAUGUGGUGAAGAUUUUUGUCAAGCCUGAAAACAGUGAUAAUACUUCAUACGACUAUCUGUGCAAUUAUCUUGUUAUCUGCACCAACCCCAAAGUGAAGUGGCCAAUGUUUCCUCUAACCUACUCUAACUGGGCUAAACACUAUGAGCUGGUACAGCCUCUGGAUGGUGUUCUACCUAAUAAUAGUAACGUUUCCUUUAAACUCCAAAUUCCCGAUGUGGUUGAAGUGUGUAUUAAUGGGGAGAAUAAUAUCCCCCUGACCCUUUCUAGUGAUGGUUACUGGGAAGGAAACUGCAGUACAACCAACAGAAAAACGCUUGAUGUCAUGGUUCAGUACAAGAAUAAACCAAAUUUAUAUAAUCAUAUCCUAAAAUAUGAUGUUAAAGCAAAAAGUUGA
Messenger RNA from Staurois parvus, 1284 nucleotides. The record is from the annotation of a GenBank genome assembly. NCBI's taxonomy places the organism in Eukaryota, Metazoa, Chordata, Amphibia, Anura, Ranidae.